Molecule: messenger RNA, 2324 nt
Organism: Arabidopsis lyrata subsp. lyrata
Lineage: Eukaryota; Viridiplantae; Streptophyta; Magnoliopsida; Brassicales; Brassicaceae
Product: cytosolic endo-beta-N-acetylglucosaminidase 1
Exons: 11
Coding region: 98-2170 (690 amino acids)
Biological process (GO): protein deglycosylation
Cellular component (GO): cytoplasm
Molecular function (GO): mannosyl-glycoprotein endo-beta-N-acetylglucosaminidase activity
Source: RefSeq, a predicted model, not a curated record
AUAAAAAGGAAAAAUCUCUCUGUAUCAAUUAUCAUCGUCUUCUUCGUCUUUUGCCGUUGACUUGUUUGAAUUUUCGCAAAUCCCUUUCUGUCUCGUGAUGUCCAACGACGAAGCCAUGUUAGUGGCACCACCACUACCACCACCUUUCGAUCCUACUAAGCCAUCAACACCUAUCUCCUUCCCUAUCAAAACUCUUCAAGACCUGAAGUCUCGCUCUUACUUCGAUUCCUUUCAUUAUCCCUUUAACCGCUCCUCCGUACCUCUCCGUCGGAACAUUGACGCCUUGCCGGAUCGAUCUAGGCUCUUGGUUUGUCACGACAUGAAAGGAGGUUACGUUGAUGAUAAGUGGGUACAAGGAUGUGGAAACAACGCCGGUUACGCCAUCUGGGAUUGGUAUUUGAUGGACGUUUUCGUUUACUUCUCACACUCGCUUGUGACUCUGCCUCCUCCUUGUUGGACCAACACUGCUCACAGACAUGGCGUCAAGGUAUUGGGGACUUUCAUCACAGAAUGGGACGAAGGAAAAGCUACGUGUAAAGAGUUGUCGGCGACAAAGGAGUCUGCGCAGAUGUAUGCAGAGCGUUUGGCUGAACUUGCUGCUGCUCUUGGCUUUGAUGGGUGGCUGAUAAAUAUAGAGAAUGUAAUAGAUGAAGUUCAAAUUCCAAAUUUGAUGGUUUUUGUAAGCCAUCUAACAAAAGUCAUGCAUUCAUCUGUACCUGGAGGUUUAGUUAUAUGGUAUGAUAGUGUCACUGUUGAUGGUCAGCUUGCUUGGCAAGAUCAGUUAACUGAGAAGAAUAAACCUUUCUUUGAUAUAUGCGAUGGAAUAUUCAUGAACUAUACAUGGAAGGAGAACUAUCCCAAAGCAUCAGCUGAAAUUUCCGGUGACAGAAAAUAUGAUGUCUACAUGGGAAUCGAUGUUUUUGGUCGGGGCACUUACGGUGGUGGACAAUGGACUGCAAAUGUUGCCCUUGAUUUGCUGAAGAGCAGUAAUGUAUCAGCUGCGAUAUUUGCUCCUGGAUGGGUCUACGAAACCGAGCAACCACCGGAUUUUUACACGGCACAAAAUAAAUGGUGGUCACUUGUUGAGAAGUCAUGGGGUAUAGUUCAAACAUAUCCGCAAGUCUUACCUUUCUACUCAGAUUUUAAUCCGGGCCUAGGUUCUCAUAUCUCUCUUGGAGGUCGGAAAUUAUCAGAAGCUCCCUGGUACAACAUUUCAUGCCAAAGUCUGCAGCCACUCCUAGAAUUCAAUGAAGGAAAGAAUUCAGAUAUCAUGCAAGUCACUGUUGAAGAACACAAAUAUGGUAGUGGUCGAGAAGCAUCUUAUAAUGGAGGAGGGAACGUCAGUUUCAGAGGAAAACUAAAGAGAAAUGCACAUUUCACAGCAAGACUCUUCAAACCUCAGCUUCAGCUCUCUGCUUCCCCAAUAUCAAUCUCCUUUUCUGUGAAGUCAGAUAAAAGAUCCGAGUUAAGCAUUCUGCUCCAUUUUUCAUCUCCUUCACAUGAGACAAAGUCCUUGCUUAUGGUGCCAAAUGAAUCCAUCAACAGAUUUGGUGACAUGUUCCUACCAUGUGUUCUCACAUCAAAACAGACCACAUCCGGUUGGACGGUGCAUGAAACAAACCUUGUUCUGGAUGGGCACACAUUGACUGAGAUCUCUGCCUUCUGCUCCAGACCAGAUGAUCUCACAGAAGAAACAAACACACUAGAGUAUUUUGCAUUGCUUGGACAUAUCUCCAUCAAGAGCCAGCAAAAAACCAAGCUUUUUCCUCUGGCGUCAUCAUGGGUUAUCGAGGCUCAUCACGUAAAGUUUGUAUUGGGUGGUUCUGGCUCCAAGACCUUAAGUUGUAAGCUAGAAUGGAGAUUGAAGCACCCUGAAGAAGAUUCUGUCUUUACAAAGUACAAUGUGUAUGCAGAGAAUCUGAGUUCGAGUGAUUAUAGACCAAGGAAGGUUAUGGAAGAACCAAGAAGCGAGAAAGUGUUUCUUGGAACAGCUCAUGUUGAUGCUUAUUAUGUCUCUGAUCUGGUCGUUGGAUCAGAUGCUAAGGGAGUCCGAUUCGUGGUUCAAACUUGUGGUGAAGAUGGUUCAUGGCAGGAGUUGGAUGCUUCCCCUAACCUUGUGGUUGAAGUAGAACGUCUGAGUUCAAAGCUUUGUUGUUGUGGGUUGAUUUGAGUUAUGGUUCAUUUCCGAACUUGCAAUUCCUGCGAUCUAAUAAGAGCAUUGAUGGUUUAGUCAGUGUCAAGUAUAUGAAGUAUGAACCAUACGAUAAUGAUUAUGAGGUUGAUGAUAAUAACUUUGAAAUAAAAUUUGAGCAAUAAGUUGGUUU